This is a messenger RNA of Mollisia scopiformis, 1389 nucleotides long. RefSeq lists its product as uncharacterized. The transcript is spliced from 6 exons. Gene Ontology annotation, biological process: transport. The record is from RefSeq and is a predicted model, not a curated record. The coding region runs from base 56 to 1297 and encodes 413 amino acids. Gene Ontology annotation, molecular function: transporter activity. NCBI's taxonomy places the organism in Eukaryota, Fungi, Ascomycota, Leotiomycetes, Helotiales, Mollisiaceae.
CAGAAUUCUCAAGGUCCCCAGAUAGACGUGAUCAUCUCCACCCGCAUCAAUCAUCAUGCCUUUCAACGGGACAUGUAAUGACACUCUGGUCGACCUCCGCAUUGGCGCUUCCGAAGUGCCCGUUGUGGGAUCACUCACUUUUCACUCUAUAGCACUCAUCAUAGACCUAUCUUGUAUGAUUCUCGGCAUCAGUCUGAGCCUCUAUCUCAUGUUCAGACAUGCUCUGAACUACACCGUCCCAAGGAUACAAAAAUACCUCAUUCGAAUUAUUUUCAUGAUACCAGUAUACUCGUUGUGUACGUUCUUAUCGGCAUAUUUCUACUGGUAUGCGGCGUAUUUCCAGUUCAUCAGCGCAGCUUAUUCGUCUGUGGCGGUGACGGCCUACUUUUCGUUGCUAUGUCAUUAUGUUGCGCCAAAUUUGCAUGAGAAUGAGAAUUAUUUCAGGAAGCUCACUCCUGAACCUUGGGGGAACCAUUUCCCUGUACCGGUUGCUUGGUUUAGAGCUUGUUGUUGUGGGGAGGCGGGGCCGUGGAGGACCCCGCGCAAUGGAUUGACUUGGUUCAAUAUUCUGUGGAUUGCAGUCUUUCAGUAUAGCUUCUUUCGAGUUUCGAUGUCUAUCAUUGCUCUUAUCACGCAGUAUCUGAAGAAAUAUUGCCAGUCGUCAAUGUCCCCAACCUCCACUCACUUCUGGGUUAUACUAGUAGAUGUCUUCUCCGCGGCAAUAGCAAUGUAUUGUCUCACCCAAUUCCACUGGCAAAUGAAAGAUGCUCUCGCAGCUCACCGAGCCGGACUCAAACUUUGGUGCAUCAAGCUCGUCUAUGCAUUCUCCCUGUACCAAAAUCUCAUCCUCUCCGCCAUCACCUCACACUACAUGCCUCGUCCUUUGGAAGCCAAUCCAACCCAUAUCCUUGCGUAUCCCGACAUCAAAAUCGGUAUUCCGACCCUAAUGCUAACAUUCGAGCUCUUCAUCAUGGCUAUCUUGCACUUGUUUGCAUUCCCGUGGCAGCCAUACAGUACGCUACAAGAGCAUACUGGGCCGAAUCAAGGGGGUGUGUGGGGGUGGAAGGCAUUUGGAGAUGCGCUGAACGGGUGGGACCUCGUGACCGCUCUUGCUAGGGCUGUGAUGUUGAUCUUUAUCAAGAAGAAGAGAGACGAGGGCGAGUAUGUUGAAGUGGGGAGGGAGUCGGAGUGGUGGAGUUUCUGGUCGAGGAAAGGUGGAGCGUCUGUGGCGGCUACGGAAUUGGAUAUAUUUGGUGAUGAGGCGAGGUUGAUGGCUCCAUUUUCUGGUCAUCGUUGAUAUUGAUUCAUUGUUGGUAAUCUGCUGAGCAGCGAACCAUACAUGAUCUGAUGGUCGUGUAUAUAAGUAUCGACGCUGGAAAUUUACACAAG